AUGUCUGGAAAGCGAGAGGAUAUUUUGGCUUCGGCCGUCAAGUUCCUGCAGGAUCCAAAUGUACAGGCUUCAUCGCUUGGCAAGAAGGUUGCCUUCCUCGAGUCCAAGGGUCUGACCUCGGAGGAGAUCGAGGAGGCCAUGCAGAGAGCCAACGGCACUACCCCUGCAGCAGCAGCAGCAGUAUCACAAGCCCUCGUCCCAGGACAACCACAACAACAGCAGAUGAUGCCUUACCCUGGACAGCAGGUUAUGAUGGCCCCUCCACCCCUGCCUCCCAAGUAUGACUGGAAGGACAUGUUUAUCGCCGCAGUGGUUGCAGGAGGAUUCAGUUAUGGAAUGUGGCAGGUCGCCAAGAAGGUCGUCGGACCCAAGUUGCAAUGGCCCUCGCAAGAGGAUCUCGAGACGGACAAGAAGAAACUCGACGAGCAGUUUGACGAGAUCGAGAAGAGCCUCGCCGAGGUCAAGGACAGCACCACCACCGUUGCCAAGAAUGUUGAGGAACAGACUGCCAACGUCAAGGGGUCCCUCGAGGGUAUGGGUGGUGUCCUGGACGGCAUGAAGAUUAACGAUGAGAAGCGGGAGCAAGAGUUGUCUGGACUCAAGACUGACAUUGAGAACAUCAAAACCAUGAUCCCCAAGUUGAUGGAGAAGAACAAGGAGUCUCAGGCAAAUGUGCUGAACGAGCUUCAGUCAGAGAUCAAGUCGCUAAAGAGUUUGUUGUUAAACCGUCGUGCUCCCGGUUCCGGUGCUCCUGGCUCGCCUGUUGUUGGUGCUGGUGCCGGAUCUGCUUCUGCUCCUUGGAACGCCGCCUAUGCUUCGUCCCAGGCUGGAUCUAAUGUCUCGACUCCCAAGGCUACUGAGGAGGGCGGCGUCGCUGCCGCUGGAGCAAUGGGCUUUUUGAACAACAAGGCCUCGAUCCCUGCAUGGCAGCUGGCUGCCCAGAAGCCUACUGUUACCCCUGCUGCUGAUACUACUAGCUCUACCCCUGCCGCCGAGGGAUCUGAUGCUACCGCUUAA
This is a messenger RNA of Linnemannia hyalina, 1017 nucleotides long. NCBI's taxonomy places the organism in Eukaryota, Fungi, Mortierellomycota, Mortierellomycetes, Mortierellales, Mortierellaceae. The record is from the annotation of a GenBank genome assembly.